ACGCCUAACUCCGAUCUUUAGUAAGUCGACGGCACGAGGAGGGUGCAGACCCCACGGGCCGCGAUGCGAGUUGACAGUUGGAGCUCGUAUAGCCCAACCGUACACCCAAGACCGUCGGGAAUACUUCGCAUAAGAACAGCUGCGGGAGGCCAGGUAUAAUAACUCGAUCUGCGGUCACGGGACGGUCUUGUUCGCGAAUCCUCCACGUCCACUUCUGGGAUGCCCUGGUGGAUCUCCUGAUUGAAAUGGCGUACAGGGCAUUGGCUCACCUUCUCGCCUUGGAUUGCUGUCGACGUCCUUUAGCGGUCAAUUUAUUUUACCCGCAUAUUCUCCCGGCGCGACUGGUCAGCCGCCAAGCUCCGUCCUGCCGUCGUCACGGUGCCCUAGGAAUGGGCGACCACGGCGUCCGCCCCCUUUAUAAAGUGACGUGCCCCGAAUUCCCCAGAGGGCAGGGCGAUACCGCUGAUGUCCUAAUUGAACCGGGAUGAGCAAGCACAUUUUGCGGCUGAAAACUCAACACAGCCUACCGAACCCAUACAGCUGGGAAGAACACCAUGUUACGCUCCACCGAGGAUGGUACCCGCUAUGAGUUGCUCACUCCGACGGCUCUGCCGAAGGCCGGCGGCUUCUUAUGGAACCAGAAGAUGAUGGUCCAGAUCACCUGCCGCGGGUACGCGACGGCGCAGUUCAUGCAACCAGAGCCGUCCAAGUACGCGCAUGCACCCAACCUCGAGGCCAAGACCUUCAUUCAGCCCGAGCAAGGCUACUACGCACACCACCCAGGCCGCUUCGUCUACGUCAAGGACGAAGAGACGGGUCAGGUCUUCUCGGCGCCGUACGAGCCGGUGCAGACCGCGCUCGAUAAGUUCGUUUUCUCCGUUGGCAAGAGCGAUAUCUCCUGGACCGUCGAGCACCUCGGUAUCCGUGUCGAGAUGAGCGUAACGCUCCCGAAGCAUGACGUUGUCGAGCUUUGGUCCGUCAAGGUGGCCAACCUAACCACGCGUCAGCGGAAGAUUGGCAUAUAUCCGUAUUUCCCCUUCGGUUACAUGUCGUGGAUGAACCAAGAAGCCGAAUGGCGAGAAGAUCUAAGCGGCGUGGUGGCCAGCAGCAUUACUCCUUACCAGAAAGCGGCGGACUAUUUCAAGAACAAGCUCCUCAAAGACAAGUCGUAUUUCCUGUGCGAAACACCGCCUGUAUCGUGGGAGGCCAUGCAGGAGGCAUUCGAAGGCGAGGGUGGUCUUCAUGCCCCCUCGGCGAUAGCCCAGUGGGAACUCAGUCGCGGUGACGCCAGAUACGAAACACCCGUCGCCGCCGUGCAGUAUCGCGAGGAGCUCAAGGCGAAUGAGCAACGCGAGUAUCGCUUCCUCUUUGGGCCGGCUUUUGACGACGCCGAGAUCCGGGCCGUCCGCAGCAAGUACCUCAGCAAAGAAGGCUUCGCGCGAACGGCACGAGAAUACGCCGAGUAUGUCGCGGAGGGGAGGGGGUGCCUGCGGAUCGAGACGCCGGAUAAAGAUGUGGACAAUUUCGUCAACAAUUGGCUGCCCCGCCAGUGCUACUACCACGGCGAUGUAAACCGCCUCACCACCGAUCCCCAGACACGCAACUACCUGCAAGACAACAUGGGUAUGUCGUAUAUCAAGCCAGAUGUUACGCGCAAGGCCCUGCUUACGGCGAUUUCCCAGCAGGAGAAGGACGGGGCGAUGCCGGACGGGAUCCUGCUGGCGGAGGGGGCGGAGCUAAAAUAUAUCAACCAGAUCCCGCAUACCGAUCAUUGCAUCUGGCUCCCCAUCACCCUCGAGGCGUACCUCUCCGAGACCAACGACUACGGCUUACUCCAGGAACAAGUACGCGGGAAGCACGGCGAUUCGUAUACUGUAUUUGAGCGUUUCAACCGUGCGAUGGACUGGUUGCUCUCGGCCCGGGACGAACGCGGUCUGAGUUACAUAGCGCAGGGCGACUGGUGCGAUCCUUUGAACAUGGUGGGCUAUAAGGGGAAGGGCGUAUCGGGCUGGCAGACCGUGGCCACAGGAUACGCAUUGAAGCUCUGGGCGCAUGUCUGCGAACACGAGGGCAAACCCGACCUGGCGGCGCAGUAUCGUGCGGGUGCCAAGAUAGUCAACGACGCAGCUAACACGCACCUGUGGGACGGGAGCUGGUUUGCGAGGGGUAUCACGGACGACAACGUGAUCUUCGGUGUCAAGACAGACUCCGAGGGCCGCAUCUGGUUGAACCCGCAGACGUGGUCGAUCUUGAGCGGUGCGGCGGGUCCAGAGCAGAUCGCGCGGAUGCUACCGGAGGUAGACGCGCAGAUGAGCACGCCGCAUGGAGUCGUCAUGUUCGCGCCGCCGUAUAGCGGGAUGCGCGAGGACGUGGGCCGCGUAACGCAGAAGUACCCGGGAUCGGCGGAAAAUGGCUCGGUGUAUAACCACGCGUCCGCCUUCUACGUACACAGCCUGUACUCGAUCGGCGAGGCGGACCGCGCUUACGAGGCUCUGCGGAAGAUGAUCCCCGGCCCGUCCAAGGAGGAUUACGUGCAGCGCGGCCAGUUACCCGUGUAUAUACCCAACUACUACCGUGGUGCACACCAGCGGUUCCCGCGUACCGCCGGCCGUUCUAGUCAAAUGUUCAACACUGGUACUGUCUCGUGGGUAUACCGCUGCUUCAUCGAGGGGCUGUGCGGUCUACGUGGUGAUUCCGACGCCCUAGUUGUCCAGCCGCAGCUGCCCUCGUCCUGGGACGGGAUCAAGGUGAGGCGCGAAUUCCGCGGCGCUACAUUCGUGGUAGAGGUCCGCCGCAGCGCAGAGACGAAAGAGGUGACGGUGACGCAUGAGGGCCGGGUCCUGCCAGGGAGACGCGUUACGAAUAUUCGACCAGGCGUGACAUAUGAACUGUCUGUAUCAGUGCCCAAAUCAUAGCCAUUUCCGUCCUGGGGGCUCGUUUGUCUGCUUCGAAGCUGUCGAAAAUAGGUGGUCCACAAUCGAAUUUUGGGCUGGGUUUAGAACAAAAGGAUC
This is a messenger RNA of Durotheca rogersii, 3011 nucleotides long. RefSeq names its product glycoside hydrolase family 94 protein. Gene Ontology annotation, biological process: cellulose catabolic process. Gene Ontology annotation, molecular function: hexosyltransferase activity; carbohydrate binding. The record is from RefSeq and is a predicted model, not a curated record. The coding region runs from base 555 to 2915 and encodes 786 amino acids. NCBI's taxonomy places the organism in Eukaryota, Fungi, Ascomycota, Sordariomycetes, Xylariales, Xylariaceae. The transcript has a single exon.